Molecule: messenger RNA, 1467 nt
Organism: Cordyceps fumosorosea ARSEF 2679
Lineage: Eukaryota; Fungi; Ascomycota; Sordariomycetes; Hypocreales; Cordycipitaceae
Product: aminopeptidase Y
Exons: 4
Coding region: 1-1467 (488 amino acids)
Biological process (GO): proteolysis
Molecular function (GO): metalloexopeptidase activity
Source: RefSeq, a predicted model, not a curated record
AUGAAGUUCUUCUCAGCUACGGUGUUAAGCGCCCUCUUCUUUGCGGGGCUGUCGCAUGCUACGGAUCUCAUCACUCCAGAAAAGGCUACAGAUGACAUUAAAGCUCGAGAACUGCAGAAUGUACUCUGGAACUUGCAAAAGAUUGCUCGUGAUAAUGGCGGCAAUCGCGCCCACGGGACUUCCGGCUACAAGGCAUCGGUGGACUUUGUCGUGGAGCGCGUCGUGAAGCGGUUCGGCGCUCGUCUGGACACCUACGUCCAGGAGUUCAACUAUACCUAUACGGGGAUUCGCAACUUUGAACUCACGGGGCCGGACGGAGACAAGGUAGACUUUUAUAAUCACCAACAAAUUCUGUCGACGCCUCUACCUGGCGGCCUCACCGCACCUCUGCUGCACAUGCCUGUCAACGGCACGCGCGGCACCAUGUGUCUUCCGGAGCACUGGGACGGCAUCGAUGUCGCCGGCAAGAUUCUUCUUUUCCAGUACGCGGUGUGCAACGCCACAUACACCCAUAUCAGGCUCGCAAAGCAGAACGGCGCGUCGGCUGUAGUUUUCUACAACAACGUUCCCACCACUCCCAGGGCGCAGAACCCGCGCGGCCUCGACCUCGCUCUCCCGUCCGGGGUCGUCCCGCAAGCCGUUGGCGAGGAUUGGAUUGCCAGGCUCGCCGCGGGUGAGGACCUGGACGUGACGCUCAUCAUCGACGCGUUCUCCGAGCAGCGCAAGAGCUGGAACGUCAUCUCGGAGACGAAGCUGGGGAACCCGGACAACGUGGUCAUGAUGGGGGCGCACCUGGACAGCGUGCAGGCCGGGCCGGGCAUCAACGACGACGGGAGCGGCUCGGCUGCCCUGCUGGAGAUUGCGACGUCGUUCCAAAAGUACACCGGCUUCAAGAACAAGGUGCGCUUUGCGUGGUGGGGUACUGAAGAGCUCGGCAAGAUUGGCUCCCUCUACUACGUUGCGCAACUGUCCGAGGCAGAGAGGGACAAGAUCAAGUUUUACUUCAACUACGACAUGAUUGCCAGUUUAUACCCAGACCUUGUCGUCUACGCCGACAACGAAGCCCACCAAUACGGUGCCCGACACCUCCUUGAGUACCUGGAAUCUGCUGGCGCUGCUGUCAGGCCUGCUAAAUUUGGCACCGGGUCGGACUACGUCAGCUUCCUGCAAGUCGGCAUCCCCAGCAGCGGCCUCUUCACCGGCUCCCAGGCGCAGUUCGAUCCAUGCUACCACCAGCGGUGCGACACGCUGGACAACAUCAACUGGGACGUGUACGAGAAGACGGCGAGGUCUGCUGCGUAUGCCGCGGCCAAGCUUGCUCUGAACAUGGAAGGGGUCCCGCCGCGUAACACGUCGAGCUUGAAUCUCCGCUCUGUUCGCGGCAUUCAGGAGAGCUUCCACGAUUGGGCCAGUGGAAUUGAGGUUGUCGAGACUCAUUCGGGUUGUGGUGGCGGACACGCGGAGUAG